This is a messenger RNA of Dioscorea cayenensis subsp. rotundata (Guinea yam), 1938 nucleotides long. RefSeq names its product D-inositol 3-phosphate glycosyltransferase. Gene Ontology annotation, molecular function: glycosyltransferase activity. Lineage: Eukaryota; Viridiplantae; Streptophyta; Magnoliopsida; Dioscoreales; Dioscoreaceae. The record is from RefSeq and is a predicted model, not a curated record. The coding region runs from base 270 to 1757 and encodes 495 amino acids. The transcript has a single exon.
GAGAAAGCAUGUGCACUAGUGGCCUUGGGAAUCUGCUUGCUUAAUAGUUAAUACUCCAUGCGAAGAUGUUUUUUAGAGUUCAGGAUGUGACAAGCCAUGUGAAACAGACCCCGUAUACCGCAUGCAGAGUCAACCUCGCCUCCCUUGAUGUCUGUAAAAAAAUAUUAAUAUAACAUCUUUGGAUCUAUCAUCUAUCUAAAAUUCUAAAUUCACUCUAGUUCUCGUUGAUCUAUCUAAUUUAAACCUCCUCUGCUUCGUCUUCAGAUUCCAUGGCGAAGGAUCCAACCUCAACUUGUUCAAUCACUUUCCACCAACUCUGCUAUCUUCUCUUCGCCAUCUCUGCUUUCUCUUCCAUCUCAUUCAUCUACUGGUCUCACUGUUCCUGCCCCACUGACUCUUCUACUACCACCUCCCUGUUUCAUCGCAACCAAUCACUCAACCUCCUUACCUUUCCUUCUGCUUGGAAUCACAUCUCCUUCUCUUCAAACCCACCUCCAAAGUUCCUCAAGAUUGCCCUCUUCGUCAAGAGAUGGCCACAACGGAAUCUCGCCGGAGGGCUUGAGCGCCAUGCCCUCACCCUCCAUCUCGCCCUUGCACGUAGAGGACAUCAAGUCCACAUCUUCACCACCAGCAGCAGUUCAUCAAACUCCACCACCAACCCAAACAUCACCACCACCAUGAAAUUCCACUUCACUCCACCUUCACCAGGUGGCUACCUAAACCAAGCUCUAGCUUGGCAGCAGUUCCAGGCUGAAAACUCCUCUGAUAAACCUUUCGACGUUAUCCACACCGAAAGCGUUGGGCUUUUCCAUGGCCGUGCUCGUAACAUCAGCCACCUCGCUGUUUCAUGGCAUGGGAUCGCAUACGAGACCAUUCACUCUGACAUUGUUCAGGACCUCCUACGUGGUCCUAAUGAGACCCGUCAAUCAGUCCUUGCUGAAAGACUUGCCAAAGUGAUUGAAGAAGUGAAGUUCUUCAAUAGAUAUUCGCACCAUGUGGCUACCAGUGAUCAUGUUGGUGAUGUUCUCAAGAGGAUCUACAUGAUCCCUGAAGAGAGAGUUCAUAUUAUAGUCAACGGUGUGGAUGAAACUAUUUACAAACCAGAUUCAACAAGAGGCAAGGAUUUCCGAAGGGAAGCAGGGGUGCCUGACAAUGCAACUCUAGUCAUAGGAAUGGCUGGGAGGUUAGUGAAGGAUAAAGGGCAUCCUCUGAUGUUUGAAGCCCUGAAACAGUUGUACAUUGAGGAUGACAACUUCAAGCGAGAUGUUUUUGUGCUAGUUGCUGGAGAUGGACCAUGGGGAAGUAGGUACAAAGACCUGGGUCCAAAUCUUCUUGUACUGGGUCCUCUAGAGCAAACACAACUGGCAAAAUUUUACAACUCACUUGAUGUUUUUAUAAACCCAACACUAAGAGCUCAAGGCCUUGAUCACACGUUCAUAGAAGCAAUGCUUUCUGGGAUAUCAGUCAUGGGAACAAGGUUCGCCAGCAUCACUGGAUCUCUGAUUGUGGAUUCAGAUAUAGGAUACACGUUCUUACCAACUGUGGAUUCUCUGAAGAAGUCAUUGCGCAUGAUAUUCAGAGACGGGAGAGAGGUCCUGAGCAAGAGAGGCAUGGUUGCUAGAAAUAGAGCAGUCCAACUUUUUACCGCCACAAAGAUGGCAACUGCCUACGAGAGGCUCUUUCUGUGCAUCUCUAAACCCACUAAUGGGAAGAAUGACAAGUAUGAUUACUGUAAAUACCCUCUUCCAUGGGAUUAGAUUAGAUUAUACGAUGCAAUAAUCAGUGUGCAUAUGCCAUUUUAGUUGAAGAGCUAAGUGCGCAUUUGAGUUGAUUUAAUGCUGUGUGACUCUGCCCACUAAACCUUAAUGGAUAACAUUUAUAGCAAAGUGGAAGUGCCAUUACUUGGGGAUAGACUGUAUUAUAUAUAUGACUCAUCAG